GUCCGAUCCUUCUGUUGGUUGCACUGAGCUUUAGCCGCCAUGACUGCGGCCGUGGCUGAGGCGGACCCGCUUGGGCCCCGGGAGCGCACGCCGGUCACUAUGGCCGUGAGGAAGAGCCUGAAGAGGACGCACGACCUCUUUGUGGGUAACGAAGAGCUCAAGCGGGUGGAGGAUCCAAGAGGAACAGAGAUGAUGGUACGCAUGAAGCUCCAUGACGAGUACGAGCACGUGCGGGACGUGCCGGAGCAGGUGAAUGAUGAGAACGCGGCGGUGCCCUUCUUGCGGGCAGCCAUCAGCGACGACGCCACCAAAGAGGCCUUGCCAUCAGCGAUCACGCAGAUGUUGACGGACGGCGAGCACGGGCAGAAGCCCGGCCCGGCGGUUGGGCCAGUGGUGCCGCUGGCGGCGCCCAAGGCGCCGGCGGACCCCUCCACGCAGAUCCAGGUGCGGCCGCUCCGGGAGCGCCCGGACGUGCCGAAGCCGAUUUGGCACCCCCCCUGGAAGCUGAUGCGGGUCACGUCUGGUCACGAGGGCUGGGUGCGGACAGUAGCCUGUGACCCCACGAACGAGUGGUUUGCCUCCUCCGGCAACGACCGCCUGAUCAAGAUUUGGGACCUGGCCAGCGGUACGCUGAAGCUGUCGCUGACCGGCCACGUCAGCACGGUGCGCGCGGUGGCGAUCUCCGAUAGGCACCCGUACCUCUUCAGCGCCAGCGAGGACUGCGAGGUGAAGUGCUGGGACCUGGAGCAGAACAUGGUCAUUCGCAACUACCACGGGCAUCUCAGCGGCGUGUACACCCUGGUUUUGCACCCCACGCUGAACAUCCUGGCCACAGGCGGCCGGGACGGCUCGGUGCGCAUCUGGGACAUGCGGACCAAGACGGGGAUCUUCGUCUUCACCGGGCACACCAACGCCAUUUGCUCCUUGGCCUCCCAGGCCUCCGAGCCCCAGUUCAUCAGCGGCUCCAUGGACCGAAUGGUGCGCCUCUGGGACUUGGCGGCGGGAAAGUGCUCCGUGACCCUCACGAAUCACAAGAAGAGCAUUCGUGCAUUGGCCACGCAUCCUAUGGAGUAUACGUUCGUGUCGUGCUCUUCCGACAACAACAAGGUCUGGAAGUGCCCCAAGGGCGCCUUCGAACGUAACAUCCAGGGCCACAACGCCAUCGUGAACUGCUGCACCAUCCGAGAGGGGCAGCAGGGUUCGUCCCAGCUGAUCGCGGGCACAGACAACGGGUACCUGCACUUCUGGGACUGGAAGAGCGGCCACAAGUUUCAGAGCUUGGAGGCCAUCCCGCAGCCCGGCAGUAUGAGUGCGGAAAACGCCAUCUUUGAUAUGACGCUCGACCAAAGUGGGAGCCGCCUGAUCACGGCAGAGUGCGACAAGACGGUGAAGAUCUACAGAGAGGAUCCGAACGCCACCCCGGAGACGCAUCCUCUGAAUUGGAAGGCGCCGAAGCUGAACACCGACCACCGGUACUGAGUCCAUUUUGCUUUCUGCCUUCAUGGGACUUGCAAAGGCAAAGGACGAAGCCGGAGAA
This is a messenger RNA of Effrenium voratum, 1537 nucleotides long. NCBI's taxonomy places the organism in Eukaryota, Dinophyceae, Suessiales, Symbiodiniaceae. The record is from the annotation of a GenBank genome assembly.